UCCGCAUCAAGCCGCUUCUGGUGCCAAGCCUGGCAAGCCAGACCGGCGAGCCCCAUUAUGGUCCCCCCACUGUCCUCCCCCACUUUGGCAGUUUUGGCAAUGGCAGGAGGCACACACAGCGGGAAGUGGGGGGCUGAGCCAAGACAGCCCGAGGCAGACCCUGCAUGCCCGCAGCCCGCUAACACAUGGCGCAUUGUGCAAAUGGCCGGGCGCCUUUCCAGCUCGUGCCUCGAUCCAGUGCGGCGGUUUGUUCAGCUGGCAGCCACCAGCGCAGCCGCCCCUUCCCCCACAUAUCUCCCCAAGAAGAGGCGCACACAAACCGGCACAGAUCUGGGAACCAACAAAACUUUCGGUCCCCGGGUUCCAAACCCCAAAACCGGAACCCCCCCCCCCCUUCCCUCGCUCUCCGCCCCGCCUGGGUUGGUCGGAUCCACGCUGCCCGCUUGGGUGCGUUGCAUGCUGGUUUCGGCCCAGAUUCCCGUGUCCAGCGUGUUCCCGACAGUUGCCACAACACGCUUCUUGCCAGGCUCCGGUGCUUCCAUUCUUUUCGCUGUAGCCCGAGCCAGCUGACGUCGCAGGAAAACACGCCUCGUACGCCAUUGCCGCCCAUCGGCGUCGCUGCCGUCAUCGUCGUCCGCCUCUUGAGAGGAGCACCACAGCAAGGACAAGAGGUAGUCAUCAUGCUCUGGGCUGCCUGUCGUAUGUCCUCCAAAUCUGCCGAUCCUUUUCAUUGUCCAUUCUCGUCUGCGAGUCGGACGCUUUCCGCCUUCACCAGCCCAAGGAUCCGCUCCUGCUGGAGAUGAUCAGCCGCCCCAUGGGAUCUUGUUGGAAGCCUAGUGCGGCUCUCUGCGACCCCGGUUCUGUCGCCAUUCCCAGACAACGGCCGUGUUACACCGUGCUUCAAGAGGUGCAACCCAGUGCAACCCGACCAUGGCAGCACCAUCCUGGCGGUCCAGCUCGUCUUCGUCGUUCAACUCGUCGUCGCUGAGCGGCCGGCCGGCCUAUGGUCAACUUGCCAGCCCGGCCGACACAACCUUUACGCCCGUUUCGGGUGCAAUUUCCGCCCUGACUGCCCAGUCGUCGGCCCCGCAGACGCCCCCCGCGCCUCUCGAU
This is a messenger RNA of Canariomyces notabilis, 1113 nucleotides long. RefSeq lists its product as uncharacterized. The transcript has a single exon. The record is from RefSeq and is a predicted model, not a curated record. The coding region runs from base 186 to 803 and encodes 205 amino acids. NCBI's taxonomy places the organism in Eukaryota, Fungi, Ascomycota, Sordariomycetes, Sordariales, Chaetomiaceae.